GGGGCGGCGGGGGCCUCGGCCAGCUUUGUCCCCUGUGUGACCAGCAUUCACUCCUUCACCUCUGCCUUCCUCUUCUCCAUCGAGGUGCAGGUGACGAUCGGCUUCGGGGGACGCAUGGUGACGGAGGAGUGCCCAGCCGCCAUCCUGGUGCUGAUCGUGCAGAACAUCGUGGGGCUGGUGAUCAACGCCAUCAUGCUGGGCUGCAUCUUCAUGAAGACCUCGCAGGCCCACCGCCGGGCUGAGACCCUCAUCUUCAGCAAGCACGCGGUCAUCGCCCUGCGAGAGGGCAAGCUCUGCUUCAUGCUGCGGGUGGGGGACCUCCGGAAGAGCAUGAUCAUCAGCGCCACCAUCCGCAUGCAGGUGGUGAAGAAGACCUCCAGCCUGGAGGGGGAGGUGGUACCCCUCAACCAGAUUGACAUCCAGAUGGAGAACCCCGUGGGGGGCAACAGCAUCUUCCUCGUCUCUCCACUCAUCAUCUACCACGUGAUAGACAAGAACAGCCCCCUGUAUGACAUCUCCCCCCUGAACCUUCACCACCAUGAGGACCUGGAGAUCAUUGUCAUCUUGGAAGGGGUGGUGGAGACCACCGGCAUCACCACUCAAGCCAGAACCUCCUACUUGGCAGAUGAAAUCCUCUGGGGCCAAAGGUUUGUGCCCAUCGUGGCAGAGGAAGACGGGCGAUACUCCGUGGACUACUCCAAAUUUGGCAACACAGUGAAAGUGCCCACCCCUUCGUGCACUGCUAGGCAGCUGGAGGAGGACAAGAGCAUUAUGGACACCAUGCCAUUUUCUCCUAAAGGCACAAUAAGGAAGAGGUCUGUCAAGCUAAAGCCCAAGUUUACCAUAAGCAAUGAGCCUUCCUGA
Messenger RNA from Tauraco erythrolophus (red-crested turaco), 864 nucleotides. It is a transcript of the gene KCNJ11, whose product is annotated as potassium inwardly rectifying channel subfamily J member 11. NCBI's taxonomy places the organism in Eukaryota, Metazoa, Chordata, Aves, Musophagiformes, Musophagidae. Gene Ontology annotation, biological process: potassium ion import across plasma membrane; regulation of monoatomic ion transmembrane transport. Gene Ontology annotation, cellular component: plasma membrane. The record is from RefSeq and is a predicted model, not a curated record. Gene Ontology annotation, molecular function: ATP-activated inward rectifier potassium channel activity.